This is a messenger RNA of Protopolystoma xenopodis, 996 nucleotides long. NCBI's taxonomy places the organism in Eukaryota, Metazoa, Platyhelminthes, Monogenea, Polystomatidea, Polystomatidae. The record is from the annotation of a GenBank genome assembly.
CUAGCACGUGCUCCUCGUGUCCACGAGCUUUAUGUGAAUCAUGUGCUCCAACGUGGCCUUUUGUUGGUUAGCAUGACUGCACGUCGACUGCCUGAUCAUGAACUUGUGCCUCCUGCCUCACCCGACAAACCGAUCGUUGCACCAUCAGCCUGUCUUCCUUCUCAAUCUUCAUGUGCCGUUGCAACCGCUUCAUCUCCUACUCCAGCCUCUUAUGCACAGCCAGGCAAUGUGAUCUGCCUAUCUGAGCCCGACUCUACCCCGAACGCAUGUCAUUUGUCCUCGUCUGCCGGUGUCACUUCCUCUUCGCUUUAUGGGCCUGGCGAAGCGUCAGUGAGCCUUGAGACUGAGGUUCUUUGUGACAGCCUGUUGAUCACUUGUCCUUACGAGACGAUUUCGGAAUGCACUUUUUCUUCACAGGCCGACCAGAUCUCAAUUAUAUCGGGCGUUGAUAUGGAACUCAUCGCUCGUGCCGGUCUAUCUAAUUCAGCGGCUGUUAUUCGUGGCUCAUGUUCGUGCAGCACUUCCAAAGAUUCGCUUGAUGCUGGUGACCUUCACCAACCAUCUACUUCGGGUUGCUGUACGGCUGAACAGAUGUGCCCUAAUCGUCUUGGUCGGAUUGAAUGCCACUCAAGGAUAUGCUUGGCUGCUUGCCAAGGCGACAGCAGCUGCACUAAUCGUCGGUUUGCUGAGAUUUUACCUGAAAAAUUAAGACUUGGCCUUAUUCGCACUGUUAAUCGGGGUUUUGGUCUUAAAAGUUUGGUUGAUGUUACCGAGGCAAGUGAACUUAUUGAGAAAUAUUGUUCAUCUGACAGCCUAGUUGCUGAAUACCUCGGAGAGGUGAUUACUAUUGACGAGGCUAACCAACGUAUACUUGCAGCUCUUGGGCCUCAUGCUGCUUGCAAUGCUGUCAAGAAAUCGGGCAUAGUCAGUCCCCUUUUCGACACCUAUCUUCUCCGUAUGCUGCCUUCAGCUAAAGGUCAGCCAAUAAAACGUUAA